Purpureocillium lilacinum is the source of this 828-nucleotide messenger RNA. RefSeq lists its product as uncharacterized. Lineage: Eukaryota; Fungi; Ascomycota; Sordariomycetes; Hypocreales; Ophiocordycipitaceae. The record is from RefSeq and is a predicted model, not a curated record.
AUGGUCAAGUUGUGUCUGUCCAUUGCCGCUCUCUGCGGCAUCGUUGGCGCCCUCCCCAGUGUCGAUCCGAUCUUCACGCGUCAAUCCCUCGACAAGACUGAUGUCAACAUUGUAUCGUCCAAGGCCAGUCCUGAGGGCCAUUUCAAGGCGUACAAGACGGGUGGACUGAGACGUCUCGGCGCCAAAAAGGACAAGGAGAACGAACUCAGCAAGAGGUGGUCGUGCAACUCGUCGCCAACGUACACCUCUGGCGACAACGAUAAUGGCGGCAAGGGCGUGUCGAUCCAUAACAGCGCCUCCGAGACGCAGUGCUUCUACAUUUUUCAUAACAACUGCGACACCGUUCCGUGGAAGUACAUCUGGGUGAAGCCUGGCGAGACCCGGUUCGUCUCAUUCCCAGACCAGUGGGAGGGCCGUAUUCAACGCGGCUUGGACGAAUACAUGCUCAGGGGCACGGCGGAGUGGUUGGGCUCUUGGUUCGAGGUGAGCUGGGACCAGAACGGCUGGGGCUGGGCCGAUCUGUCUCUCAUCCGCGGCAACGACGGCGGCGUUAUGCUCACGUCCGGGGACGGUUCCAAUGCCAAGAGGGGAUACUCGCAGUGGGUCUUGGACGGUGCACCCAACGACGCCUACGCCCAGAAGUCCGACGGCGCGUGGGUCAUUUCGGCGACUGAACGGCUGGACGGAUCGAUUGCAACAGCUGCGCGGGACUGGAAUCUCGCCAAGGUCGGCGCGGAGAAUGCCUAUUGCGAUGACUAUCACGGCCACCCUGUCAUUGCAGCGACGAACGGUCGUUUUAGCACUGAUUGGCCUGCUGGCAGGGCUUAG